Terrapene triunguis (Three-toed box turtle) is the source of this 828-nucleotide messenger RNA. RefSeq names its product basement membrane-specific heparan sulfate proteoglycan core protein-like. The transcript is spliced from 7 exons. Bases 1 to 828 code for a protein of 275 amino acids. Gene Ontology annotation, biological process: immunoglobulin production; immune response. The record is from RefSeq and is a predicted model, not a curated record. NCBI's taxonomy places the organism in Eukaryota, Metazoa, Chordata, Testudines, Emydidae.
AUGUUCUCCCAGACUCAGCUGAUCUGGUUACUGGCGCUGUGGAUUCCGGGCUCCUAUGGGCAGGUCACAAUGACUCAGUCUCCAGAAUCCCUCUCAGUGUCUCCGGGACAAAAAGUCACCAUCAGAUGUACAGCCAGUUCUAGCCUUGACAGCGACUAUAUCUCCUGGUAUCAACAGAAACCCGGACAAGCUCCUAAGCUCCUUAUCUAUUGGGGCUCUACACUUGCCUCUGGAGUUCCAGCCCGGUUCAGUGGCAGUGGGUCUGGCACCGAUUACACUCUCACAAUCAGCAGCGUUGAAGCCGAUGAUGCAGGAGAUUACUAUUGUCUGCAGGCUGAGAGUUGGAUAUUAGGAAAAACUUUUUCACUAGGAGGCACAAAACUAAAAAUGUACAACUCCAGUGGGCAGAUUGUGCUGACUCAGACUCCAGAAUCCCUGGCAGUGUCUCCUGGUGACAGAGUCACCAUCAACUGCAAAGCCAGUUCCAGUGCUAGCAGCUGGAUGGCCUGGUACCAACAAAAAUCAGGACAAGCUCCUAAGCUUCUUAUCUAUGCUGCUACCUCCCGUUACACUGGGGUCCCAGACCGGUUCAGUGGCAGUGGGUCUGGCACUGAUUUUACAUUCACAAUCAGCCGGGUUGAAGCAGAUGAUGCUGGAGAUUAUUACUGCCAGCAGUAUAACAGUGACCCUCUCACACAAGUAAAAGACACUAUCUCAUCCAGCGUCUUCUCUCAAAGCUCCUCCCUGGUAUUAACAUCUGCUCAUUUACAUAACUGGGCUCUUUUUGCAUAUUCACACAUGGCUGAUGGUCCCUCACUGAGCUGCUGA